AUGACGACGACGACGAAUAAUACUAUACACUCGUCGUCGAAUUUUUUAACCGAGUACGAAAAAGAAAGAAACGCGCGAGUGAUGCGAAACGAACUGUUGAUGCGUCGUUUAGGAUUGUCCGACUUUGAUUCGCACAUGCAUAAAAACGCAUCAUCUUCUAAAAACAAAAGAGAAGAAGAGGAUGAUUCAUCCGAUGAGAAGAAGAAGAAGAAGAAGAAGAAGGAGAAGAAAAGACGCGAAAGAGAAACUGACGACGUUGAAAAAGUUGUCGGUGUUCGAAGAUCGUCUUCGCGAUUAAAACGAGGAGGAGGAAAAGGAGAAACUGACGAACAACAACAACAAGAAGACAAAGACAUCAAAGAAGACAAAGAAGAAGAAUUCAAAGAAAGAGACGAAGAACAAGAACGAAAACAUCGCAUCGCAGAGCAGGAGUUUUCGUACAGAAACAAGAUGAAACAGAAGAAACAGACCAUCGUGGGCACGGCGUCGUAUCAACACACGUUGAUGAGAGUGCGAACGAUGACGGAACCGAAAUUAAGGAACAGGAUGCAUGCGAUAUCGCGAGCGAAAGGGCAACACUGCGUAACGAAGAUGCGUUUGUUCGCGAGGAUAUUGUUUUUAGAAGGAUACGAGGAACUCGCCGAGGAGUGCGCGGAGGAGUUAAGCGAGUUGAUUGGGAUUCUAGGAGACGCGAAAGAUGACGAAACGAGGGAGGUUGAAGAAGAAAAAGUUUUGGAAGAAGAGGAAGAAGAUGACGAAAACGAUACUAAUAACAAAGAAAACGAAGAAGAAUUUUGUAAGCAAUUUCAUUGCGGGCAAAAGACAAACUUGGACGAUCCUCAGAUUUUUAAGUGUGUCGUCGACAUCGAAAGUCACGCGAGAACGAUGAGCAGCGGCGGCGAGAAUAAAGACGGAGAAAAGGACGAAGACGUUUACCAUCGAGCUUGCCUAUCGAUGUCGAAAGGCAAAUCCGGGAUGUUGGAUAAAACAGGGGGGGUCACUUUUGUUCUCAACGAGGACGGCACGUACGACGUGGUUAAAUCGUCGGUAUGA
Bathycoccus prasinos is the source of this 1053-nucleotide messenger RNA. RefSeq lists its product with no specific name. The record is from RefSeq and is a predicted model, not a curated record. The transcript has a single exon. NCBI's taxonomy places the organism in Eukaryota, Viridiplantae, Chlorophyta, Mamiellophyceae, Mamiellales, Bathycoccaceae. The coding region runs from base 1 to 1053 and encodes 350 amino acids.